AUGGUGAACAUCACGUGUGAGAUAGAGUCCACUUCCAGCACGCUGCCUGUCUCCACAGUCAUCCAGUCAUCUCACCAUCCACACGCAGUGAGCGGUAACCUCAGUAACCUUGUAGCUAGUGGUCUUUCUACAACCAGCGAGAGCGUCUUCAUCACAGCCUCGUGCAUGUCUGCGUCCUCUCCUACCCCAGGCCCCGCUUCCACAAAACAUCAACAGCAGCAGCAACAACAACAGCAAGCAAAUUUACAGCAGCAGAACAAGCAGUCCAAGCAGCAGCAGCAUCUGCCACCUGUAGCAGAAGCGGGCAAGAAGGUUGGAGCCAAGAAACCAGCAGAUAACAUCAACGGUGAACCGAACAGCUUGAACCAAGGGAACGCGAAAAAUGCCCUAAAUGCAAAGCCAACAGUGCAGAUAAACAACUUAAAGGAGACUGGAAGUGCAUCCUUGAGGACAGAGCCAGUGGUGAACCGAAACAACCGAGCAGCUCCCAGCAUGGCUCCAUUACAGGGCAUUGAUGGAAGUCUGCAGAAAGCUGCAGCACACCAACACCAAUAUAGUCAGCUAGCAAGGGAAAGGCCACUAUCAGGAAACCUGAUGCAGAACAGUUUCAGAGGUCAAGGGCUGCCGGUGAAGGGUCAGGUGAGGCAGCCGCCCCAAGGCCAGGUGGAGCACAAUGGGGAGGCUAGAACACCCACACCCGAGGAGAGAGACAAGAGAAAACAGCUGCAGGAAUCGCCCCCCUCUGAUUAG
This is a messenger RNA of Dreissena polymorpha, 750 nucleotides long. Its product is annotated as mastermind-like protein 3. Bases 1 to 750 code for a protein of 249 amino acids. The transcript has 4 exons. The record is from RefSeq and is a predicted model, not a curated record. Lineage: Eukaryota; Metazoa; Mollusca; Bivalvia; Myida; Dreissenidae.